Hyaloscypha bicolor E is the source of this 558-nucleotide messenger RNA. RefSeq lists its product as uncharacterized. The record is from RefSeq and is a predicted model, not a curated record. The transcript has a single exon. Lineage: Eukaryota; Fungi; Ascomycota; Leotiomycetes; Helotiales; Hyaloscyphaceae. The annotation marks the transcript as partial.
UUAGUUAGUGCGGCUGUGGCUAGCUCGAUCACUAUUGUCAACGGAACCUUUUCGCUGUUCCAAACAUUUUUCAGACUUGCUGAAGUCGACGAAGACCUCAAGAUUUGCCUCAAGCUUCUUGCAAUUGUGGAACGAGACCUCAACUAUGCAAGACGUCAGCUUCAAAGCCGCAGAUCCAACCUGAGUCACCAAAUUACAUCCACAGAUUUCCAGCAUCUCGAGAGUGCUAUUGGAGACACAGAAGCAGCAACAUUAUCUCUAGGCGAACUCGUCGAAGCAUAUCGUGUGCAGCGCGAUGUCAAUAAGAGAAUAUCGCCCGUGUAUCGAUUCAAAUGGGUAGUGCAAGGGAAAGAUCGGUUCGCGAGUCGACAAGGAGUUCUAAACAUGGCACACAUAAGUCUUUUGGCAGCAAGUCAGAAAAUGGAUACUGCUGCUCUAGCAGUCCCACAAUCUGCCACCCCUCCUCCUUACAGUCCAGGAGCGCUGGCGGGCAAUUCGAAGAUCUUGAGAAGUCCGAGUCAGCAGCGCACCUUGAAGGGCAAAAGCUCUAUGAUUUUG